Medioppia subpectinata is the source of this 546-nucleotide messenger RNA. The record is from the annotation of a GenBank genome assembly. Lineage: Eukaryota; Metazoa; Arthropoda; Arachnida; Sarcoptiformes; Oppiidae.
AAUGCAUGAAUAUAUACAUGUUAUACAUGUUUGUUAUGUAAUAAACAUACCAAACAUCUGAGUUGUUGUGAAAAGUCAUUCAAAAUACUGGAUAAACAAAUGGCUAACAAGAGCUCAACAAAUACCGUAACCACCGCUGAAAGUAUUACUUUACUCAACAAAAUGGAUGUUUUUCUCCAAGAGGUGGAAGUGAUUCGCGAGAGUAUCGACAAAAUGGGAUUCAAUGUGGAAGAAGUGAAUAAAAGUCAUUUAAAAAUCUUGAGUUCGACCACCAAUGAUGAGAAUACGAAGAGACAAUUAGAAGACCUGAUGGCAGACAUCAAAAGGACGGCAUUCAAAGUUAGAGAGAAAUUAAAAGCCAUUGAGAUGAAUAUCAAUGAGAUGGAGAGGAGUGGCUCCGAAAGCGCCGACUUUAGGAUCAGGAAAAUACAGCACUCAAUGCUUUUGCAGAAGUUUAUUGAUGUUAUGAAUGAAUACAAUCGCAUUCAACUCGAGUAUCGGGAGAAAUGCAAAGAUCGCAUCACUCGACAGCUUUUAAUCAGUGAG